AUGCUUUUAACUUCUCUUUUACAGGUUUUUGCCUGCUGUUUAAUUUUGCCUGCUCAAGUUACUGCGUUCUAUUAUUAUACUUCCGGUGCUGAACGUAAAUGCUUCCACAAGGAAUUGUCAAAAGGUACUUUGUUCCAGGCAACGUACAAGGCACAAAUUUACGAUGACCAAUUACAAGGUUAUAGAGACGCUGGUGCGCAAGAUUUUGGCCUCGUGAUUGAUAUUGAAGAAACUUUUGAUGAUAACCACUUGGUUGUUCAUCAGAAAGUUUCAGCAAGUGGUGAUUUAACUUUCCUUGCGACUGAUUCAGGUGAGCAUAAGAUUUGUAUUCAGCCUGAAGCCGGUGGCUGGUUGAUUAAGGCCAAAACAAAGAUUGACGUUGAAUUCCAAGUUGGCUCAGACGAAAAGUUAGAUUCUAAGGGUAAAGCCACUAUUGACAUCCUACAUGCCAAGGUUAAUAUCUUGAACUCCAAGAUUGGCGAAAUUAGAAGAGAGCAAAAAUUGAUGAGAGAUCGUGAAGCUACCUUUAGAGACGCAUCAGAAGCCGUUAAUUCCCGUGCCAUGUGGUGGAUUGUUAUUCAACUAAUUGUUCUUGCUGUUACCUGUGGCUGGCAAAUGAAACACUUGGGCAAAUUUUUCGUUAAGCAAAAAAUUUUAUGA
This is a messenger RNA of Saccharomyces paradoxus, 660 nucleotides long. It is a transcript of the gene ERP1, whose product is annotated as Erp1p. NCBI's taxonomy places the organism in Eukaryota, Fungi, Ascomycota, Saccharomycetes, Saccharomycetales, Saccharomycetaceae. The transcript has a single exon. Gene Ontology annotation, cellular component: COPII-coated ER to Golgi transport vesicle; endoplasmic reticulum-Golgi intermediate compartment; endoplasmic reticulum. Gene Ontology annotation, biological process: intracellular protein transport; Golgi organization; endoplasmic reticulum to Golgi vesicle-mediated transport. The record is from RefSeq and is a predicted model, not a curated record. Bases 1 to 660 code for a protein of 219 amino acids.